Anopheles moucheti is the source of this 1160-nucleotide messenger RNA. Its product is annotated as acylphosphatase-2. Bases 214 to 525 code for a protein of 103 amino acids. The transcript is spliced from 3 exons. Lineage: Eukaryota; Metazoa; Arthropoda; Insecta; Diptera; Culicidae. The record is from RefSeq and is a predicted model, not a curated record. Gene Ontology annotation, molecular function: acylphosphatase activity.
GCGAAACGGGUACAGCCCCUUUCCAUACCGAGACAGUUGUCUUACUUGACACAGUUUGACCUUGUCAGUAAAGAGGUGGAUCUACAGGUUCACUGUAGAAAAGUUCGUAUAGUGCGCAAUAAACAACACUACUCGGGUGAAAGGUCGACUAAAGCAACCCCGUUUGUAAAGCAACGAAAAACCAACAAACCAAAACAGAAACCUCUCAUCAUCAUGGGUGUUCAGGAUCUGCAGGAUCAUGUGCUGGUGCAGUGUGACUUCGAAAUCUUCGGUCAGGUGCAAGGAUGUGGCUUCACCAAGCACUGCCGGGACAACUGUUUGGCGCUGAGCAUUAAAGGAUGGGUGAAAAACUCCAAACAGGGUACCAUCAUGGGCAAGAUGCAGGGUGCCAAGGGCGAUGUCGGUAAAAUGGUCGAUUGGCUUUCCAAAACCGGUUCGCCCGGAUGUAAAAUCGACAAGGCAGAAUUCACCAACUGGGGCACUUGUUCGCGGUUGGCGUUUACGGACUUUGCGAUUAGAUUUUAAGUUAGCACACCCUUGCCACCUACUCACGCACCACAACGUGGGAUGAUAAACACGUUAAACGCUAAGCAGUGAUGUAUUCUAUUUUAAUUUGGAUAAUAAUUCUAUGAUAGACAUGCAUGGAAGGAGAAACCAUGUGGCACUGGUCCGAGAAUGCUUCUUGAGAGAGACAGAACAAUGUUCAUUCGCGAGCGCGAAUACGUGUGAGAAGCUGUUUAGAUGAUAUUAUUAUUAUGUGUUUUCUAUGUAUGUUUUACUGUUUGUCCAGUUGGCAGAACAGGACGUAUCUGCACUGUAUUCGAGUUACCGGUAUGGGAAGAGAGGUAAAUUGACAGGGCGAUAGUGUAGGAACAGCAAAUCAAUAAUUGUACUCAAGUGUAGGGAUCCGUUUCCGUUCGCUAGGCACUUCCGUUCGAAGUCGGUAGUCACCAGUAAGUGUACUUACGCUCAACACGAAUCACACCUAAAAGCAGUAGAAAAAAACAUAAACACACAUUACUCAUUACAUGCAGUGUUAUCAUCCGCAAUGAACGAAGUCUUCGAUAGGUUAAGAAUAUUUAUAUUGAUCUGUAAAUACUGUGAAUGAGAAGAAAGAUGAAGAUGAGAGCAAUAAAGCACCAAUCUAACCUGUGAAGCUA